AUGCCCGUGGUCUACGCGCCAGGGCGGACAGGUGGGCAGGUGCCCUGCAGUAAAGCCGAGAGCGACGGCCGCCUCGGUCAGCGCUUGCUGAGCUCACACGUCAGAGCUGCUCGCCUGCGAUCUGUUCAGUGCUCCACCUUCGCAAAAUACUUGGCUUCUUUUAACGAUGACAGGCCUGACACGGACGUGUUGCUGCCACGGAGCCACGGACAGGCAUUCCCUUUCAGUUCGUUCCCCAGAGUGCAGUCCCUCCCGUCAGACCCCACAGAGAGGAGCAAAGACCUCCCCCCUCCCUGUUCUCUCCGCACCCCAGGGGACGCGGAGCAGGAUGUGAUGCUGACCACGAAGGCCCCCAAGGCCACGGUGGGGGGCCUGAGCCCCUCCAAGGGCUACACCGCGCAGAUCUUCCGGCUUACUGGCUCAGGGACCACCCUGCUGGCUCAGAGGGAGUUUGUGAUAGAGGAGCUGAAGAGGCCCCUGGGGGCAGCCCCGGAGCCCACGCCCUCCCACGUGGGGAGCCCAGCCCCGGAGCCCCCAGUCGCCUCGUCCCCGAGCCAAGACCCGCCCACUCUUGGCGGCUCCAGGUGGGAUGAGGGACUGCUCGGUGAGGAGCGGCACCCGCCCAGGGGCCCCGGGGGCAAGGCCCCUUCUCAGCCCACCAAAGACCUGGAGAGGCAGAGCCACCCCAGGGCCCCCGAGGGAAAGACCGAGAAGCCAGCCAGCCCCCAGUUCCGCUGCACACCCCCUACGCCUGUGGACAUGAUCUUCCUGGUGGACGGGUCCUGGAGUAUCGGCCACAGCCACUUCCAGCAGGUCAAAGAUUUCCUGGCCAGCGUCAUCGAGCCCUUUGACAUCGGGCCAGAUAAAGUCCAAGUCGGCCUGACUCAGUACAGUGGAGACCCCCAGACUGAGUGGGAUCUCAGCACCUUCGGCGCCAAGGAGGACGUGCUGGCCGCUGUCCGCAGCCUCCGCUACAAAGGGGGAAACACGUUCACAGGCCUGGCCCUGUCACACGUGCUGGAGCAGAACCUGCGGCCGGGGGCGGGGCCCCGUCCAGAGGCGGCCACGGUGGUGAUUCUGGUGACGGACGGCAAGUCCCAAGAUGAUGCCCGUGCCGCUGGCCGUGCCCUCAAGGACCUGGGUGUUGACAUCUUUGCUGUGGGCGUGAAGAACGCGGACGAGGCCGAGUUACAGCUCCUGGCGUCCCGGCCGCUGGACAUCACCGUCCACAACGUGCAGGACUUUCCCCAGCUGGGCACCUUGGCCGGCUUGCUCAGCCGCCUCAUCUGCCAGAAAGUCCAGGGCAGGAGCAGGGCCCCGGUUGCAUCGACAGCGGGCAGCCCCUCCUCCCCGGACACCCUCUUCGCUCCCACCGACCUGGUCGUGACCCAGGUGACCUCCUCCAGCGUCCACCUGUCCUGGACUCCAGCCCCCCAGCUGCCCCUCAAGUAUCGGAUCGUGUGGCAGCCUUCCAGGGGUGGCACCCCCAGGGAGGUUGUGGUGGAGGGGCCCGCCUCGUCCAUGGAGCUUCACAACCUGACGGCCGGCACGCAGUACUUGGUGUCUGUGCUCCCUGUCCUCCGGGCUGGGUUCGGAGAGGGCCUGAGGCGCCUCGUGACCACAGCGCCCCUGCCUCCGCCCCAGGCGCUGGCCCUGGCCGCAGUGACACCCAGGACCAUCCGCCUCACCUGGCAGCCGUCGGCCGGGGCCACACGGUACCUGGUGCGGUGCCUGUCGGCCUCCGCCAAGGGCCAAGAGGAGGGGAGAGAGGUGCGGGUGGGGCAGCCCGAGGUGCUGCUGGACGGCCUGGAGCCCGGCAGGGACUAUGAUGUCUGGGUACAGAGCCUGCGAGGGGCCGAGGCCAGCGAGGCUCGGGGCAUCCGCGCCAGGACCUCCACCCUCGCGCCCCCCGGACACCUCAGCUUCUCGGACGUGAGUCACGACUCAGCCCGUGUUUCCUGGGAGGGCGUCUCGAAGCCCGUGCGUCUGUUCAGGAUCAGCUUUGCCUCCAGUGACGGCAGCCAUUCAGGGGAGGUGGAGGCUCCCGGCAACGCCACCUCGGCCACCGUGGGCCCUCUGUCCUCCUCCACUGCGUAUUCCGUCCGCGUCACCUGCCUCUACCCCGGGGGCAGUUCCUCCGUGCUGACCGGCCGCCUGACUACGCGGAAAGUCCCCAGCCCGAGCCAGCUCUCGGUGACAGAGCUCCCUGGGGACGAGGUUCGACUGGAGUGGACGGCCGCAGCGGCUUCCGGCGUCCUUGUGUACCAGAUCAAGUGGACGCCCCUGGGAGACGGGAAGGCCCACGAGAUCUCUGUCCCAGGGCACCGGGACGUGGCAGUCCUGCCUGGCCUACGAAGCCACUUGGAGUAUGAGAUCACCAUCCUGGCCUACUACAGGGAUGGGGCCCGCAGCGACCCGGUGUCCCUCCGCUACACCCCCCCGCACCGGAGCCCGCCCUCUGACCUGGCCCUGGCGUCCAAGUCACCCGACAGCCUGCAAGUCAGCUGGACACCUCCGAGCGGCCACGUCCUCCACUACCGGCUCACCUACCUGCCAGCCUCGGGCUCGGGGCCCGAGAAGUCGAUCUCUGUUCCAGGACUCAGCAAUCACGUGACGCUCCCCAACCUGCUGGCGGCCAGCAAGUACAGGGUCCUGGUCUCCGCGGUCUAUGGAGCGGGGGAGAGCAGGACUGUGUCUGCCGUAGGCCACACGGCAGCCUGCCCCGCCCUCAGCCCAGAUGGCUCCCUCUCAGGCUUUGACCUCAUGGCGGCCUUUGGUCUGGUGGAAAAGGAGUAUGCGUCCAUCCGCGGCGUCGCCAUGGAGGCCUCGGCAUUCGGCCGCGCCAGGACCUUCACACUCUUCAAGGAUGCCCAGCUGAUGCGCCGGGCCAGCCCUCAGCAUGCCCUGGGAGCCCCAGCACUGGCACAGAACCCCUCUGAGCACUCCCCUCCCAACAAGCUCAGUGACGUCCACCUGGCCGCCCUCCCACCGGAACACACGGUUGUCUUCCUCCUGCGUCUGCUGCCCGAGACACCCCGCGAGACCUUUGCGCUGUGGCAGAUGACGGCCGAGCACUCCCAGCCCGUCCUGGGGGUCUUGCUGGACGCCGGCAGGAAGUCUCUGACCUACUUCAACCACGACCCCAGGGCCACCUUGCAAGAGGUCACCUUUGACCUGCCCGAAGUGAGGAGGAUAUUCUUUGGAAGCUUCCACAAGGUGCAUGUGGCUGUGGGCCGCUCCAAGGUCAGGCUCUAUGUGGACUGCCGGAAGGUGGCUGAGAGGCCCAUGGGGGAGGCAGGCAGCCCACCUGUUACUGGCUUCGUCAUGCUGGGACGGUUGGCCAAGGCCCGCGGGCCCCGGAGCAGUUCAGCCACGUUCCAGCUCCAGACGCUGCAGAUCGUGUGCAAUGACUCCUGGGCGGAGGAAGACAUGUGCUGUGAGCUCCCUGCGUCGAAGGAUGGAGAGACCUGCCCUGCCUUCUCUUCCUCUUGUGCCUGUUCCUCGCAGACCCCGGGGCCCCCGGGGCCCCAGGGACCUCCGGGCCUCCCCGGAAGGAACGGAGUCCCAGGAGAACAGGGCUUCCCAGGCCCCAGGGGAGAGCCCGGGCCACCUGGACAGACGGGACCUGAGGGUCCUGGGGGUCAGCAGGGGUCGCCAGGGACCCAGGGCCGAACCGUGCAGGGGCCUGUGGGUCCGCCAGGGGUCAAAGGAGAGAAGGGGGACCACGGAGCCCCGGGCUUGCAGGGCCAUCCUGGUCACCAGGGCCCUCCCGGGAAGGUCGGCCUCCAGGGACCUAAGGGAAUGAGGGGUCUGGAGGGGAGUGCUGGCCUGCCUGGACCUCCGGGCCCGAGGGGCUUCCAGGGCACGGCGGGGGCCAGGGGCUCCGGAGGGCAGAGAGGACUCCCGGGGCCUGUGGGGCUCACGGGGCUGCCGGGGCCCAAAGGGGAGCGAGGAGAGAAGGGGGAGCCGCAGUCCCUGGCCACCAUCUACCAGCUCCUGAACCAGGCCUGCGAGUCUGCCAUCCAGACUCACGUGCUGAAGUUCCACCAUGAGAGCGCCAGGCCCCCCAGGCCCAUCUUGCAGGCCCUCGGACACCCCAGCUCUCACGGUGAGGCCUGGCUCCCUGGAAGAGGAGGACGAGACGGCCCCCACCCUGAGGACGGAGGUGAGCCCGGCGCCCUUGGUCAGAGGAGCAGCCCUCGGCUGAAAGGGAGUGAGCCUCCCGGACCCCUGGGGGGAACGGGACGGCCCCCGUGCUGCCCGGAGUGACCCUGCCCUUCCCUGGACCCUGCAGGAGGAGCCUGGAAAGCGAGUCCCGGGAGGGGCCUGGAGGCAGAAGGUGGGGGUGGGGGGCCUUCCCUCUGUACUGUUUCCACACUCAGAUAAAGUGCA
Messenger RNA from Lynx canadensis (Canada lynx), 4392 nucleotides. RefSeq names its product collagen type XX alpha 1 chain (gene COL20A1). The record is from RefSeq and is a predicted model, not a curated record. The transcript has 37 exons. Bases 1 to 4269 code for a protein of 1422 amino acids. Gene Ontology annotation, molecular function: protein binding. NCBI's taxonomy places the organism in Eukaryota, Metazoa, Chordata, Mammalia, Carnivora, Felidae.